AUGGCGCUUGUCAGAGUCAAGUGACCUAUGUGUUGCAACUAAAGCGAACGUGUUAGUCAUUAUCUAGCCAGUGUAACUUUGUUUGGACGGAUAACAAGUAUGUCUUGGGGAGGUCCACCGCAGCAGGGAUAUGGAGGCUAUGGCACUGGGGCUGGAUAUUACCAGCAGCAACCUCAACAGAGUCCCCAGUAUAGCCAGCCUGGACAGUACAAUCAGGCUUAUGGUCAACCCCCUCAGCAACAAUAUGGCCAACCCCCUCAGCAACAAUAUGGACAGCAACAACAGCAGUUUGAUCAGCAGUAUGGAGGAGGUUACCAACAAAGACCUGGUGGUGCUCCCCCAUCGUAUGGGGCCCCACAAGGUUAUGGAGCCCCUCAGACAGCAGGCUAUGGUCGGGGAUAUGGGGCACCUGCCCCACCCCCAGGAAUAAGUCAGGAAAUGUGGAGCUGGUUUCAGGCAGUGGACCAGGACCGAUCGGGCACCAUCAACUCAAAGGAACUUCAACAGGCACUGAUGAAUGGAAACUGGUCCCCCUUCAACAGCGAGACCUGUAGACUCAUGAUAGGGAUGUUUGACAAAGACAGGAGUGGCACAAUCGAUGUGGGGGAAUUUUCAGCCUUGUGGAAAUAUAUUCAAGAUUGGAAGAACUGUUUUGAUGGCUUUGACACUGACCGUUCUGGAAACAUCGAUGCCCAGGAGUUGAGCAAUGCAUUCCGCACAUUUGGUUAUAAUUUGUCCCCAAGUUUCUGUGAUAUGGUUAUUCGUGUGUUUGACAGAAAGGGAAUUCGGAGCAUAAACUUUGAUGAUUUCAUUCAAACGUGUGUGAUGUUGAAAACAUUGACAGAUAAGUUCAGAGUGAAGGAUACACAACAGCAAGGAAUUAUCAACAUCAAUUACGAAGAAUUCUUGGAAAUGGUGCUGGACAACACACUGUUAAGACUGAAUUAAUCCAAACAAGUCUGUGAAUUGCUCAACCUGCACAAGAUGUCCCUGUCCAACAAGAAGUCCUCCUCCAUCCGCGUCAAAGAUGGACAAAUGUUCUCACCCUGGCCACCACUGCUCAUCCUCAAUGAAGUAGACAAGUCCUAUUUGCAACAAAGCUCAACAGGACACAUAUCAGCAGCCAUGUUGUCCGAAUCUUUUUCAAGAUCCAGCAACGUGCUGCAUAUUUUUGUAAGAAUUCCAUCACGACAUGCUGUUUUAAAUGUAGUGCUUUUGGAACAGUUCAGUUAGCUGUGCUAGAGCCUGUGAAUGAAUCCCUACACUACAUGCAGUUCAGUUAGCUGCGCUAGAGCCUGUGAAUGAAUUCCUACACACUACAUGCAGUUCAGUUAGCUGCGCUAGAGCCUGUGAAUGAAUUCCUACACUACAUGCAGUUCAGUUAGCUGCGCUAGAGCCUGUGAAUGAAUUCCUACACACUACAUGCAGUUCAGUUAGCUGCGCUAGAGCCUGUGAAUGAAUUCCUACACUACAUGCAGUUCAGUUAGCUGCGCUAGAGCCUGUGAAUGAAUCCCUACACUACAUGCAGUUCAGUUAGCUGCGCUAGAGCCUGUGAAUGAAUUCCUACACUACAUGCAGUUCAGUUAGCUGCGCUAGAGCCUGUGAAUGAAUUCCUACACACUACAUGCAGUUCAGUUAGCUGCGCUAGAGCCUGUGAAUGAAUUCCUACACUACAUGCAGUUCAGUUAGCUGCGCUAGAGCCUGUGUAUGAAUCCCUACACUACAUGCAGUUCAGUUAGCUGCGCUAAAGCCUGUGAAUGAAUUCCUACACACUACAUGCAGUUCAGUUAGCUGCGCUAGAGCCUGUGAAUGAAUUCCUACACUACAUGCUGUAAAUGAAGAUUUUGUUUGGUGUACCAAUGGAGAAAAUGGGUUCGGGAGAAAAUUGUUCUAGAUUCGUUUGGGCAACACGUGAUUAGCUGUUGGCUCAUCUUCCUUAUGAUUGGUGGGUUACACAGAUUUGUUAAUACCCUGUGUGGAAGCGGGUUCUGGUACAUGUCUUUUGUAAAUGAGGGUACCUUACACUCUGAACUGGACUAACGAGUGUCACGGACCUGCCUCAAAUAACCUUUCACAUACGACCUAUGGUAAACUACUCAAAAGAAAUUAAACAUACCCUAUUCUUUCA
This is a messenger RNA of Haliotis rufescens (red abalone), 2128 nucleotides long. Its product is annotated as programmed cell death protein 6-like. The record is from RefSeq and is a predicted model, not a curated record. The coding region runs from base 100 to 948 and encodes 282 amino acids. Gene Ontology annotation, molecular function: calcium ion binding. The transcript is spliced from 7 exons. Lineage: Eukaryota; Metazoa; Mollusca; Gastropoda; Lepetellida; Haliotidae.